AUGAUCGGACAAGCUUGCGUCGAAGAAGCUCUCCUCCAUCAGCUGGAUAUCCCGGUGGCGUACAACACCCGCGCGACCUCGAUUGCUGAGUUCGAUGCAGGCGUGGUGGUCACCACUGAUCAGGGCAGGACGAUUGUAUCCAAAUACGCCAUCGCCGCCGACGGGGCGCGCUCGUUUGUGCGCCGCGCCCUAAACAUCCCAUUCACCGGCACCAAGCCGGAGAUGGUCUGGGCGGUGCUGGACACCUUCAUCGAGACAGACUUUCCCGUCUGUCCGGAGAUCAUUACAUUCCAGAAAGAUGGGCAGUCGCGGGUAUCGUGGAUUCCGAGAGAGCGAGGGAUGAGCCGAUUUUAUAUUCUACUCGAUGGGGAGAUCACGCAGGAGAAAGCCGAGGCUUCGAUCCGGGAGCACAUGGCGCCCCACACGAUCGAGUUCAAGCGCACGGAGUGGUUCAGCACCUUCGAGAUCAAAGAACGCGUUGCCAGCACCUUCAUCUCCAAGGAUGGACACGGUCGCAUCCUGCUCGCCGGCGACGCUGCGCACGUCCACGCCGUCAACGGCGGGCAGGGCUUGAACACGGGCAUUGCGGACGCCUUCAACCUGAUCUGGCGCGUUGCAUUUGCCGUCGAGGGCCUUGGGGGCUCGACGCUGCUAGCAAGCUACGAUGAGGAGCGACGCGCCACUGCCACCGGGGUGAUCGAUGUCGCUGCCAAGCUGGUGCGCAUGACCGUCAAGACGGCCCUGGAGUAUGUCGAUAUUAUUGAGAGGAAUGCUGCCUAUAUUACCGGAAUGGGUGUGUCGUAUCUCCCUUCCACUCCCCUCGUCAAGACAUCCUCCCACGCGGACUUUGUCGCUGGCAGUCGUUGUCCCGAUCUCUGGGUUACGAGUCUUCCGCCGACCAGGCUCUUCGCGACUGCGGUGGAGAAUCCUGAGGUCGCUAAGUGGGAACCGUCCAAGACUCGGCUCUAUGAGAUCUUUCAAUAUGGCAAGUUCAAGGUCUUCUUCCUCGGGAAGGAUGCUCGAACAAAGUGGGAGCAUCAAGCUGUCGAGCUGCAGCAUAAGGCCGAGUUCUGGAAUGUCCAUGCCUCAUCGCAACGAGUCACGAGUCUUGUGUAUGAAUAUCAGGCGGAGUGGGCGGAUGAUGCUCACGAGGAGGUCGUGGUGGUCCGACCGGACUUGUAUGUGGGCUAUGUGGGCAAGGAUUGGGUGCAAUAUUUGGAGGAAGUAUUUGCUUGA
Messenger RNA from Aspergillus japonicus CBS 114.51, 1236 nucleotides. RefSeq lists its product as uncharacterized. The transcript has 4 exons. NCBI's taxonomy places the organism in Eukaryota, Fungi, Ascomycota, Eurotiomycetes, Eurotiales, Aspergillaceae. The record is from RefSeq and is a predicted model, not a curated record. The coding region runs from base 1 to 1236 and encodes 411 amino acids. Gene Ontology annotation, molecular function: FAD binding.